Funneliformis caledonium is the source of this 246-nucleotide messenger RNA. The record is from the annotation of a GenBank genome assembly. NCBI's taxonomy places the organism in Eukaryota, Fungi, Glomeromycota, Glomeromycetes, Glomerales, Glomeraceae.
AUGAAAAAGAAAAAGAGACUAGUGAAGCAUAGAGCUAAAGACAAGUUCAGUAUUAUUAUCUUAGCAAGUAAGCCUAUUAAUGUCGAAAGCACUUCAAUUAUUAAUGCUAAAGGAAUUUUAACUAAUACAAAAAAUAUGCCAAUAUCUGAAGACAUUAAAAUUAUCAAAGAAUUAAGCUACCUUGAUACUUUAUUUGAAACUGUGAAUUUCCUUCAAGUGUAUGAAAAAGAGACUAAUAAUAUAUAG